AUGGCUGGAUAUGAACUACCAAAAUUUCAUGGUCGGGCUGGAGAAGACCCAGAAGUUUUUCUUACUGAUUUUCAACGAUGGUGUGAGACUGCUAAUUAUGAUCCAAAUGCUGGACAUAAUAUGCGAAUGAGAAUUCAUGGUAUUUUUGAAACUUGCUUAUUGGGUGACUCAAAAGACUGGUAUGAAACCAAUGUCAAAGGUAAAAACUGGGAAUUAGAAAAUAUUAGUGAUAAUUGUGGUGCCCAUGCAGAUCUUAAUGCUCUUAAUGGAUUGUCUAAGAAUGAAAUACGUGCUAUUAAUGCUAAUCAGUUUAGAGGCGGAGCUCUUCAAAUUCGAAAUACUGCACCAGCUGAUGGAAAUCAACCUGCUAUACCACUAGUUCCGUCCCACACUGUAUGGCAUGAAGACUGGCUGACAUCAGGUGGACGACCAACAGACUUGGCUCCAAAUGCUCCCAAUGCCAAUGUAGGAGGUAAUGUUAUAGCUCCAAAUAUUUUUAUUGGCCAAGUAAUUGAUUAUUUUAGGCGUGCAUAUCCCACAGUUACAGCUGAAAAAACGCAAUUGGUAUUCACUACCCUUGCUCAAGGCUCCGAUCCUGUAGGCCGUUUCUAUGCAAACUUAAAAAGAAUGGUUAAACUGGCCUACCCAACACUCCCAGCAUUAAAUCAGGAAGCAAUGGUUAGACAACAAUUCUUUCAGGGUCUUUCUCCUGAUAACAAAUUAGAAGUAAGACGUAUCGGUCUCGAAUACCCAAUUUCUGUUUUACUACCAAAAUUAGAAGAAAUUGAAAGACAGAAGGCUGAAAUGAUGUUGGGUAAGUAUAAUCCUGAAUCCCACCCUGUUAUUUCUCGUUCACAAUCUAAAGCUAAUACAAAAGAUAAUUAUUCAAGCAAUAUGGGUAUGAGUAGAGAUGAAACGGAAAGCUUUGUAAAAUCUAUUAUAGCUUCAUCGCAAUCUCAACCUGUUUCUACGCAAUCAACUUCCCAAAGACGAGAAGGACAAUUAUUACGACCCAGUCAAAUGGAACCAGGUAAAAUAUAUCGAGAUCCACUUUUACGCUUGAAUGAUCAAGAAUGGCUUCGAAUAGACGAUGCAACAGAUCGUCUUAGUGCUUUAGCAGGUCCAUCUUAUCUACAAACUUUCAUGGAUACAAUUAGUAAAGGAGGUAUGUCAGAAUUAUCAAUAAAUAAGGCUAUAGCCAAAGGUAUUGAAGCAGGCGUCAACGCUGUUAUUAAAUCAUCCAAAAACCGUUGUUCAAAUUGUAAUAGAACUGGACAUAAUUCUCGCAAGUGUACUCGUAAGAAAAGGUCCAAGAGUAGAUCCAAAAAGAGAGGCAGUGUUAAUAAGGUUGCUGUAGAUUCGGGUUCAGAUACAAACUCUUCCAAUAAUGAUUCUUCAGAUAAUAACUCCGAUUCUGGGGAUUCCUCGUCUGAAGUUGAAUCUGAUCAUAGUUUUGAUGAAUCCAAACCUCGCAAGACAAAACAAAAAAAUACUCCUGCUUCUGGUAGACUCAAAGAGUCAUUGCAAAGCAAUAAAUCAACUGUUAUUGAUAAAUCACUUCAAAGAGUUAUACUAGAUAUGCUUGAUGGUAUCGUACCUAUAGAUUGGAUUGAGAAACUUAAAGCUAAGAUUGAGAACCCAUCUGAUAUACUCCCAUCUAUCAAAAAAUCGAAUUUUACAGAUUAUCGAGAACCGGUUCCAGCAAUACCCGAUUCAGAGGAAGAAGAAACAUUAGAUGAUCCUAUGGAGAUAGACUUCGUUAUAAAGAAAGAACCUACUACAACUAUCGCAACUAUACCAUGUAAGAUUAAGCGUCUGAAAAUUCCAGCAAUGACAUUAGAUUCGGCCGCCCAACCCGCGAUUGUAACAGACGACAUUGUUAAACAUGUGGGCGGGAAGAUUGAUAAAUCAGAGAUAUAUGAUCUCAGUGGUAUUGCUACAGUUCCAACUGAAUCCAUUGGUGUCAUCCGUAAUUUACCAAUAACAUUCCCUCCAGGUUUUACUAUAUAUGAAGAUUUUGUAGUUGUGAAAUAUAAAAAGCCAACAUUAAUAUUUUCGAAUCCACUUCUCAAGAAAUACAAAUGUGCUAUAGAUUGGGCCAAAGAUGAGUUAAAAAUUCCUUUUAAUGGAAAGGAUCAUAUUAUUCCUGUAACUAUGCACAAUGUCAAAAAUAAUCUUGAAGUAAAUUGCGCUACCGCAUCUCAGAAUGAUAAGUCUUUGGUAUCCAAUCAAAUUUCUCAAGAGACGGAUAGUGAUAAGGAUGACAAUAUAACAUUGGAGGAAUGGCAUGCUCCUGCGCAAAUGUAUGAUGCAACAAAAAUUAUCACUAAUCUUAAUACUCUUGUUUAUCACUACAUUGGAUUACCUGGUAAAGAAAAUAGAGAGUAG
Molecule: messenger RNA, 2388 nt
Organism: Entrophospora sp. SA101
Lineage: Eukaryota; Fungi; Glomeromycota; Glomeromycetes; Entrophosporales; Entrophosporaceae
Source: the annotation of a GenBank genome assembly